Molecule: messenger RNA, 804 nt
Organism: Penicillium griseofulvum
Lineage: Eukaryota; Fungi; Ascomycota; Eurotiomycetes; Eurotiales; Aspergillaceae
Product: alpha/beta fold hydrolase
Exons: 2
Coding region: 1-804 (267 amino acids)
Source: RefSeq, a predicted model, not a curated record
AUGCCGUUCGUCCAAGCAAACGGCCACCGUCUCUACUAUGCCGACUCCCACCCCGCCGGCCCUCCGACCCCAACCGGCUUGACCUUCAUCUUCAUCCAUGGCCUGGGCUCCUCGCAAAAUUACUACUUCCCAGUAAUCCCGCACCUCACAAAACGCCACCGCUGCAUAACAAUUGACACAUCCGGUUCUGCCCGCUCCCCAUACACCAAUGACACAGUCACGAUCCCGGGGAUCGCAGACGAUGUCAUCGGCGUGUUGGAUACGCUGCAAGUCCACAAGGCUGUCGCAGUUGGCCAUUCAAUGGGCGGGCUCGCGGUGAUAGAGCUAGGUGUGCGGUAUUCCGAUCGCAUAGAGGGCGUUGUGGCUAUUGGACCAACGCACCCAUCGGAGACCUUGGUGACGGUCAUGAACAAGAGAUCGGAGACUGUUCUUGAGUCCGGAAUGGAGCCAAUGGCAAACACCAUCCCCUCUGGAGCUGUCGGCUCACGCAGUACCCCGCUUCAAAAGGCGUUUAUCCGGGAGUUGAUCCUGGGCCAGGAUCCUAAGGGAUACGCCGCAUUGUGUCGCGCUAUUGCGACUGCGAAGCCGGCGGAGUAUGCUGCUGUCAAGGCGCCUUUCCUGCUUAUUGCGGGCGAGGAGGACAAGUCGGCCUCUAUGGAGGGAUGUCAGCAUAUUUUUGAUCAUGUAUCGAGUAAGCAGAAGUCUCUCGAAGUAUUGAAGGGGGUUGGACAUUGGCACUGUAUUGAGGCUGCUGAUGAGGUGGGUGAGCUAAUUGCUAAGUUCGCGGAUGUAGUGAAAGCUUGA